AUGGCCGGGCCGGGGCCGGAGCCGGGGCGCGCGUGGCGGGCGCUCGCGCUGUGCGGGGCCUCCCUGUUCCUGGCGGCGGCAGCGGCCGGCGGAGCCCUGGUGGCCUGGAACCUGGCGGCCUCGACGGCCCGGGGCCCGCGCUGCCCCGAGCCGGGGCCUAACGCCACGACGCCGCUCCCGGGGCCGGACCCGGAGCUCGAGGAACUUCGGCGGCGGCUGGCCGAGGCCGCGCAGCGCGAGGACAGUCUGGCGGGGAGGCUGAGCCAGGCGGAGCGCGUCCGAGAGGAGCUGGAGCAGUCGCUGAGGGCCUUGGAGGGUCGACAAAGCCUGCUGCAGGCCCAGCUAAAGGCGCUGGACACGGAGAUGGACAAGGCCAAAGCGCGGGCGGCCCGGCUGGGGGUCGAGAACGGGGCGCUGGCAGGUGAGUGGGGCAGGGCGGCUGGGCUGGGGGGGCCCCAGGUCCUGGGCACACGGUGACCGGCACGGGUGCCCCGCGCUGCCGCUGCGGAGGACGCGCUCGGAGCCCUCGGGGAGGGGUGCGGACGGCAGGCGGAGCCACGAGUUCGCAACUGCCUCGGGCACUGCGCGAAGUCGCUGUGAACCGAGAAAAGCCAUGCCAAGGACGCGCAGAGGCCGCGAAACGGCACACUGACUUCAA
Molecule: messenger RNA, 658 nt
Organism: Heterocephalus glaber (naked mole-rat)
Lineage: Eukaryota; Metazoa; Chordata; Mammalia; Rodentia; Bathyergidae
Gene: Ccdc194
Product: coiled-coil domain containing 194
Source: RefSeq, a predicted model, not a curated record